GUUACAUCGUCAGUCAUCUUCUUCCAUUUAAAGACGAAAUAGAUUCGCAGAACAAAGAAAUCAAAUCACUCACUUGCAAGGAAGAAGAAGAAGAAGACCAAAGAGAGUAAGUAAUGGCGAAGAUCAAACCUCAAGCAUUGUUGCAGCAAAGCAAGAAGAAGAAAGGACCGUCUCGGAUAAGCAUAACCAACAUCGUCAUUUACACUUUGGCUGUGCUUUUGCUUGUCUUUGUUCUCUUCUCUGCUUACAGACGUUGGACUCACAGAUCUGAGAUCCCAACGCACAAUGGUAGAUCAGUUCUUGAGGAUGCAGCCUUCCCUGGAAUGAAGAAUGUUGAUCUUCCGCGGUUUGCUACCUUAGAUACGGGCAAAGGUUCAGUGACCAUUGAACUCUUCAAGGAUACUGCUCCCAAUGUGGUUGACCAGUUCAUGAAAUUCUGUCAAGAUGGGUAUUUCAAAGGUUUCUUAUUCAGUCGAGUUGUAAAGCAUUUUGUGAUUCAAGCCGGUGACUCUGCGGAGUUCGAUGCUGUCAAAGAUUGGGCACUCGACAGAAAGAACAUUGAUACCAGUUUGAAACAUGAAGAAUUCAUGGUGGGAACUCCUAAAGCUAAAAACGAGCAAGGAGGAUUCGAGUUCUUCAUUGUGUCUGCUCAGAUCAAAGAUCUGAACGAGAAAUUGACUGUCUUUGGUCGAGUUUCUAAAGGACAAGACGUUGUUCAGGAGAUCGAAGAGGUUGAGACAGAUGAUCAGUAUCAACCAAAGUCGCCAAUAGAGAUCAUGUCCGUCACUUUGCUUCAAGACAUGUAAAAGCUUUUUUACUUCUUGUCUCUCUCUCUUGUAUGAAACUCAAGUGAUUUUUCUUGUGAAUUUGAAACCCUUUUUAUCAUCUAUUUUCCAUAUC
This is a messenger RNA of Arabidopsis thaliana (thale cress), 900 nucleotides long. RefSeq names its product Cyclophilin-like peptidyl-prolyl cis-trans isomerase family protein. The coding region runs from base 114 to 806 and encodes 230 amino acids. Gene Ontology annotation, molecular function: peptidyl-prolyl cis-trans isomerase activity. The transcript has 7 exons. NCBI's taxonomy places the organism in Eukaryota, Viridiplantae, Streptophyta, Magnoliopsida, Brassicales, Brassicaceae. The record is from RefSeq and is marked reviewed. Gene Ontology annotation, cellular component: mitochondrion.